Nomascus leucogenys (northern white-cheeked gibbon) is the source of this 1830-nucleotide messenger RNA. It is a transcript of the gene ZNF774, whose product is annotated as zinc finger protein 774. The record is from RefSeq and is a predicted model, not a curated record. Lineage: Eukaryota; Metazoa; Chordata; Mammalia; Primates; Hylobatidae.
ACUUUCCGGCCGCUGGCUGUCGAAGUCGGAGUCCCACCUGUGUCCCCACAGCCCUGUCACGAAUCCCGGUCGGGUUCUGGGAGGCACCGCCUCGGGGUUGCGGGCCAGGUACGGCUCGGCGGUGGAGGACUCACUUCCUGCUCCAUCCCUGGCUGGGCCUUGGGGCGGAACUGAUGACCCUUGAUAAUGUGGCUGGGGACUUCAGGGAAGAGUGGGUUACCUGGACACUGCUUAGAGAAUCCUCUUCAGGAAUGCCACCCAGCACAGUUAGAAGAAUGGGCUCUCAAAGGAAUUUCCAGGCCUAGUGUAAUCUCCCAGCUGGAGCAGAAAGAAGAGCCAUGGGUCCUACCACUCCAAAACUUUGAGGCGAGGAAGAUCCUGAGGGAAAGCCACACAGACUUUGAGCAUCAGGUGGCGAAGCUCAAUCAGGACAUUUCUGAAACGGCAGAACAAUGUGGAACAUCCUCAGAAAGGACCAAUAAAGAUCUUUCUCAUACUCUUAGUUGGGGAGGAAACUGGGAGCGAGGGCUAGAAUUAGAAGGGCAACAUGGAACCCUUCCAGGAGAGGGCCGGCUGGAGCCCUUUUCACAGGAGAGGGAUUUAAACAAGCUCCUGGAUGGCUAUGUAGGAGAGAAGCCUAUGUGUGCAGAAUGCGGGAAAAGCUUUAACCAGAGUUCCUAUCUCAUAAGACACCUAAGAACCCACACUGGCGAGAGGCCCUAUACGUGCAUUGAGUGUGGAAAAGGCUUCAAACAGAGCUCAGACCUUGUCACCCAUCGCAGAACACACACAGGAGAGAAGCCCUACCAAUGCAAGGGGUGUGAGAAAAAAUUCAGUGACAGCUCAACACUCAUCAAACAUCAGAGAACCCACACAGGGGAGAGACCCUAUGAGUGCCCAGAGUGUGGGAAGACUUUUGGGCGGAAGCCACACCUCAUAAUGCACCAAAGAACCCACACAGGCGAGAAGCCCUACACGUGCCUGGAAUGUCACAAAAGCUUCAGUCGAAGCUCAAAUUUCAUCACUCACCAGAGGACACACACAGGGGUGAAGCCUUAUAGGUGUAAUGACUGUGGGGAGAGUUUUAGCCAGAGCUCGGAUUUGAUUAAGCACCAACGAACCCACACGGGAGAACGGCCCUUCAAAUGCCCGGAGUGCGGGAAGGGCUUCAGAGAUAGUUCUCAUUUUGUAGCUCACAUGAGUACUCAUUCAGGAGAAAGGCCUUUCAGUUGUCCUGACUGCCACAAAAGCUUCAGUCAGAGCUCACAUUUGGUCACGCACCAAAGAACACACACAGGUGAGAGACCUUUUAAGUGCGAAAACUGUGGGAAAGCAUUCGCCGACAGCUCCGCCCUCAUUAAGCACCAACGAAUCCACACAGGAGAAAGACCCUACAAAUGUGGGGAAUGUGGGAAGAGCUUCAAUCAGAGCUCCCACUUUAUUACCCAUCAGCGAAUCCACUUAGGAGACAGGCCCUAUCGAUGUCCUGAGUGUGGCAAGACCUUCAAUCAGCGUUCCCAUUUCCUCACACACCAGAGAACGCAUACAGGAGAAAAACCUUUCCACUGUAGUAAAUGUAACAAGAGCUUCCGUCAGAAAGCGCAUCUUUUAUGCCAUCAAAACACCCAUUGAUUUAGGAAAUAGUCUUUAGUGUUCUGCUGCUCCCUUGCAAAUUUUCAUUGCUACUGUCUUCAAGCACCCCAAAUAGAGAAAACCCGGGCAUCAGUGGCUCAAUUUGGGCCCUUCUCCCUCUUUCUUGUCUAUGUUAUAACAGAGAGGAUAAACUUAAAGUGUCCAAAUAACGGUCCGAAUACAAAAGGCAUUCCUUCA